AUGGCACCGCCACAGGUAACCAAGAAAUCCAGCCUCACUACCAUGACACAAGCCACUUCCCGCCAAGGAAAGAAGCAGACUCGGAAACAGGUCGUCGAAGAAGAGACUGAAGAGCUUGAAGACUUGGCCGAGACUAGCAGUGUGGACAGUGACCGCGACGCUGAAGAUCCCGAGGGAUCACAAGAUGCCGGCAGCCAGCCCUUGCAACACUUGAUUGGUACUAUCGUCGGCGAUCAACGCAGACGCUUUGACGCCCGCAAAAGUGCCAUAGGCAGUAGCUAUAACGCCAGUCGCAAAGAAGUGGAAGGUUCAAUCAAUGCCCUUUUCGACAAACACGAAGAGCAGGCAUCAUCCGCCCACGAAGCCCAACUAAAUCGCCUACAAGAUCUUCUAGCCCAAAAAGCCAACAUCGAAGCAGCCAUGUCCAAGAAACUCUCCAGCCUACGUGCAGACUACGACGCCCACUCCCAAGACCUCGAGGCCGUUCUCCACCGUAGAAUCAAAGAUCUGGCAUCAUGA
Molecule: messenger RNA, 519 nt
Organism: Plenodomus lingam JN3
Lineage: Eukaryota; Fungi; Ascomycota; Dothideomycetes; Pleosporales; Leptosphaeriaceae
Source: RefSeq, a predicted model, not a curated record